Messenger RNA from Vicia villosa (hairy vetch), 891 nucleotides. RefSeq lists its product as uncharacterized. The coding region runs from base 1 to 891 and encodes 296 amino acids. Gene Ontology annotation, molecular function: catalytic activity. The transcript has 4 exons. Lineage: Eukaryota; Viridiplantae; Streptophyta; Magnoliopsida; Fabales; Fabaceae. The record is from RefSeq and is a predicted model, not a curated record.
AUGACUAUUUAUUCUUUAAAUAUAAGAGGAGGUGGUAAAUUAGUGAAGAGAAAGAGAGUAGGUUUCAACAUUCAAAGAGGAGGGGUGGACAUUGCUUUCAUUCAAGAAACUAAACUUAGAGGAGUGAAGUUCCAAACAGUCAAAGAAUUAUGGGGAGAUGCGUUGGUAGAGUGGUCUCAUUCGGAUGCGGAAGGAGCGUCAGGGGGUAUUCUAAUAAUGUGGAGAAAGGAUUUCUUUAAGGUUUUGUAUAGUUUUAAAGGAGAAGGCUUUCUAGGUCUUUGUGUGGAAAAAGAGAAUAGAAGGAUCUACUUUGUAAACUUUUAUGCUUCUUGUGAUCAUAACUCUAGGAUGAGAUCAUGGAAGAGGCUUGUGGAUAUUAAAAGAAGUAGUAGUGACGGAUCUUGGUGCAUUGGAGGCGACUUUAAUGUGAUCACUUCCUUGGAAGAAAGAGUUGGUAUUUCAAAGAAGAACUAUAGGAAGGAGAUAGAAGACUUUAAGGAGUUCAUAGAGGAAAUGGAGUUGGUGGAUCCUCCCACUAUAGGUGGGAAAUUUACUUGGAGUAAUAGUGGUGGUAGUGCUAUGAGUAGAUUGGAUAGAUUCCUUCUAUCGGAUAAUUUCAUUGUGGAUUGGAAGGUCGAAGGUCAAACAAUAGAAGAAAGAGAUGUGUUCGAUCAUGCUCCAAUUUGGAUCAAAGACAAUAAGAGAAAUUGGGGUCCUAAACCUUUUAGGUUUAAUAAUAUGUGGUUUGAUUAUCUAUAUUAUGAUCUUGAAUCAAGGAUGCAAGAGCUUUUACUUGAGAUUCCUCUAUGGGUGAAUACGCCUGAUUAUGAUCGAGUUAAUUGGUUGAACAAGUUUAUAUUGGAUAUGUGGCCUUUAUUAGAGAAGGUAUAG